Henningerozyma blattae CBS 6284 is the source of this 1014-nucleotide messenger RNA. It is a transcript of the gene BUD17, whose product is annotated as putative pyridoxal kinase BUD17. NCBI's taxonomy places the organism in Eukaryota, Fungi, Ascomycota, Saccharomycetes, Saccharomycetales, Saccharomycetaceae. Gene Ontology annotation, cellular component: cytosol. The coding region runs from base 1 to 1014 and encodes 337 amino acids. Gene Ontology annotation, biological process: pyridoxal 5'-phosphate salvage. The transcript has a single exon. The record is from RefSeq and is a predicted model, not a curated record. Gene Ontology annotation, molecular function: pyridoxal kinase activity.
AUGGCAACUAGAAACAAUACAACAACUCUACAACAAGAACAAACAAAAGAUAAACAAUAUCCUCCAAGAACAAGAAAUGUCCUUUCUGUUCAAUCCCAUGUGGUGCAUGGCUAUGUAGGGAAUAAAGCGGCCACUUUCCCACUUCAAUUCCGUGGCUGGAAUGUUGACACUGUUAAUACUGUUGAAUAUUCUAAUCAUCCAGGUUACGGUUCAUUUGCAGGCUAUAAAUCAAGUUCCGAUACAAUCACGACUAUUAUUGAAAAGGGGUUACUAAGCGGUUUAGAAAUUGCCUAUGAUUCCAUAUUAAUUGGCUAUAUGUCGAACAUUGAGACUCUCACUAAAGUAAGCACUAUUAUUGGCAGCUAUUGUAAAAAAAAUAAAAACGUUAGAUGGAUAAUCGACCCUGUAUUAGGAGAUGAAGGUAAACUCUACGUUCCGAGCGAAACUGUUAAUGAAUAUAAGAAUAUCUUGAAGCAUAAUAAUAUUUUUUUAACUACACCAAACCAAUUUGAAAUGGAAUUACUCACUGGAGUUCAAAUAGAUUCAUUAGAAACAUUACGCCUAAGUUUUAAAAAAUUUCAUGAGCUAUAUCCAAACGUGAAAAAUAUUGUCAUUACAAGUAUUGAAAUUUCAGAAACAAAAGAAACGGGCACUAUGUUAUCUGCAUGCUCUAUCACAGAAGAAAUUGAAACUAUUAAUUGCUUUACUGUGCCAAAAAUAAACGCUAAAUUUAACGGGAGCGGUGAUCUGUUCACUGCUUUGCUAAUGGAUUCAUUAAUACCAAAUGGAAUAAACGAUACUAGCGUACCAAACUUAGCUGCUUCUCUUUCAAAAGUUUUAUAUUUAAUGGAUAAAAUACUACGGAAAACUUACCAAUUAUCAGUUCCAUCAGAGACUAGCAUGCAAAUGGAACAUAAUAUUAUAAAUAUUAAAGAUUUGAAACUAAUUGAAUCAAGAGAUAUUUUGGCAUUGGGCAAUAUCGACGAUCAUCUACCAAAAUCUUAUUUGAUUUAG